Condylostylus longicornis is the source of this 1188-nucleotide messenger RNA. Its product is annotated as probable chitinase 10. Lineage: Eukaryota; Metazoa; Arthropoda; Insecta; Diptera; Dolichopodidae. Gene Ontology annotation, cellular component: extracellular region. The transcript has 3 exons. The record is from RefSeq and is a predicted model, not a curated record. Gene Ontology annotation, molecular function: chitin binding. The coding region runs from base 96 to 1139 and encodes 347 amino acids.
UUCAGUUUUAUUUAAAACUUUAUGACGAUUUCUAAAUUAAUAAAUAAAAAUUGGAAUAAAAUUUUAGAAAAAGUUUUAGAAGAGAAUUUGAUAAUAUGUGGAAAUAUUGGAUGCUCGUAUUUUUUAUAUCGAUUCCAUCAAAUAACAUAGAAGGUGCCAAUAUAGGUGAACCAAAUGUUGGACAAUGGAUAUGCAAAGGCAGACUUCAUGGUGAUCAUAUUCCCCAUCCUGAGGACUGUCAUGCAUAUUUCGUUUGUGACCGUGAUUCACCAAAAGUUGUCAUCUGCCAUGGUAAUUUACAUUACGAUGCUAGACAAAAAGUUUGCAAUUGGCCUGAAGCAGCAAAUUGCACUUUAGGGAACUAUCCUCAAUAUUGGGAGUCUUCACCAAGGCCUGUUGUUUCAACAAUAUUUCCAGAAACAGAAGGAAAAAACCACGAAAUAUAUUCGACAACUGACCAUUCUUUUAAAACGAAUAUUUCUACAAAAAAAAUUAGAAGUAUUGCAAUCGAAACAAAAUCUAAAACAACAGCUGCAGCAAGUACGACAAAUUGCAAUACAACGCCGAAUUUCAAAAUAACAACAAUGAAACCAAAAAAUUCUUCAAUCGGGUCAACCGAUGAAGACGGUAGAAAUGUGGACCCCAUGAAAACUUAUGAUCCCAAAAAAGUGCAAUGCUUGUACAAUGGAGUGUACUUUUUACCACACCCAGGUCAAUGCCAAAAAUAUUUUAUUUGUGCUAAUCAUGUAAUGUAUCUGCAUAGUUGCGGAAUUGAUGCAAAUUGGAACUACAAAGCUGAACGUUGCGAUUACAAACAGCUUGCACAAUGCUAUUUUGACGAAAACAGUUCCUUUAAAAGUACAACUAAACGCAGGCGUGUUACACAAAAAACUCCUCCAAUAAAAACUACUAAAAAUUCUGAAACAACCUCGCUUCUUACAACCAUUAUAAAAGAUUUUAUACCUGAAUGUCCGACAGAUCGGCAACGAUUCAUUGCACAUCCAACAAAUUGUACACAAUACUUUAUUUGCAUACAUGGUAAGGCUGCUUUAACAAGUUGUCCAGAUGGAUUAUGGUGGGAUGAGUACGAUCAAUGGUGUGGCUAUCCGGAAUCUAGUUAUUGCAGAGCAGCAAACUAAAUUAAGUGUAAUUCAACUAGCCAUCGUUUAAAUUAUAAUCACCUAUCAU